AACUAUAACUUUUUUUUUAUUGAGAUUGCAAAGGGACAAAUGGCGAAUGAGGCCGCCGCCAACUCAGCAUUAGCAGGUGGCGUCGCCGCGGCUGCUGGCCGGCCGGCCAUCGUCCAUCCGUGCACUGCUUGCAGGCAGCUGCGCAGGGGGUGCCGUCCGGGCUGCGUGUUCGCGCCGUGCUUCCCGCCGAGCCAGCCGAACCGCUUCGCGAUCGUCCGACGCGUCUAUGGCGUCGGCAACGUCCAAAGGCUCCUCGAGGAGCUCCCACCGGAGCGCCGGCCUGCGGCCACCGACUCGCUCGCCUACGAGGCCUCCAUGCAGCUCCGCGACCGCGUGUUCGGGGCCGCGGGGGUCGUCUCGCUCUACGAACACCGCCUUCACAGCCUGCAGCUAGAGCUCUUAUGCGCCAGAGCUGAGCUAUCAACAUAUGAGUGUUCGAAUCGCAACGACGCAAAUAGAGUGCCCCAGAUAACAAAUCAAAAGUUUUCUAAAGUUUGCGGUGGCCGCGGAGGUGGUUGGGGUGAUGGGUGGUAUGAAGCUAUGAGGGUUGAGGGUUGUGUGAGUGAGGCCAAAAUCGCGGAGAGGUUAGCGGCAGCGACCGACGCGGCCGUCGUGAGUAUCAGGCCGGUGGAGGAUCGAAUAGCGGCGACAAUGACGGCGACAGCGGUGGCGAAGAGCUCAAAUCAGAUUGAGGAUGCAGCAAAUAAUCAAAUAAUAUAA
Messenger RNA from Ananas comosus (pineapple), 720 nucleotides. Its product is annotated as LOB domain-containing protein 6-like. The record is from RefSeq and is a predicted model, not a curated record. Lineage: Eukaryota; Viridiplantae; Streptophyta; Magnoliopsida; Poales; Bromeliaceae. The transcript has a single exon. The coding region runs from base 40 to 720 and encodes 226 amino acids.